Messenger RNA from Varanus komodoensis (Komodo dragon), 1729 nucleotides. It is a transcript of the gene PUS3, whose product is annotated as pseudouridine synthase 3. Gene Ontology annotation, cellular component: cytoplasm; nucleus. Gene Ontology annotation, biological process: tRNA pseudouridine synthesis; mRNA pseudouridine synthesis. Bases 189 to 1634 code for a protein of 481 amino acids. Gene Ontology annotation, molecular function: pseudouridine synthase activity; RNA binding. The transcript has 5 exons. NCBI's taxonomy places the organism in Eukaryota, Metazoa, Chordata, Lepidosauria, Squamata, Varanidae. The record is from RefSeq and is a predicted model, not a curated record.
UUCCGGCAAGGAAAUUAUACGGAGCCGGGUGUCUGCGCUCCACAUCUUUUCCCCUUCCGUAAAUGUUGACCAGCUUGCAGCCGCUGCUAAAGAAGAUUGCACCGCGUGUUUGGUAGUAGUAGAGAGGAUGUACGCGUACCCAGGAGUAAGUACUACUGGGUUCCAAUCUUUUCAUAGGGAUUCUCACUAUGGCCAAAGACGGGGAGGAAAGAGAGAAGCUACUGAAGAGGGUCCAGGAGCUGGAAGAGACUGUGCAAAGGCUGGAAGCAAAGCUCUGGGAGAGCAAAGAACCCAUACACACUGGAAUGAACCUUCCAGCAUCAGGAAAACCUAAGAAACGUCUGCAGCGGCCAUUUGAUUUUAGUGCCUAUGACCAGAGACAUGUAGCACUUAAGAUAGCCUACCUGGGCUGGGGAUACCAAGGCUUUGCCAGCCAGGAGAAUACCAACAAUACUAUUGAACAAAAACUGUUUGAAGCUCUUGGCAAAACCCGGUUAGUAGAAAGUAGACAGGCAUCCAACUACCAUCGCUGUGGGCGCACUGACAAGGGAGUCAGCGCCUUUGGACAGGUGAUCUCCCUGGAUCUACGCUCAAACUUUUCAAAGACUAAACCUGAGGAUGCCACAAAAAACAAAGCAACAAAAACUACAGAGGAGAUCCACUACACCCACAUCUUGAAUCAGGUUCUCCCUCCCGAUAUACGGGUACUGGCCUGGGCCCCAGUGGAACCCAGUUUCAGUGCUAGAUUUAGUUGCCUGAAGAGAACCUAUCGCUAUUUUUUCCCUCAAGCCAAUCUGGGUGUAUGUCUCAUGAAUACUGCAGCUCAGAAGUUUGUGGGAACACAUGAUUUUCGUAAUCUGUGCAAGAUGGAUGUAGCCAAUGGUGUGACUAACUUUCAGAGGACAGUUCUUAAAGCAGAGGUACAGCCUGUGGAUAAAGAGGCCACUGAGCAACAAAACCCAUUCCAAAUGUACCAGUUUGAAGUGACAGGCCAGGCAUUCCUCUAUCACCAAGUCCGCUGCAUGAUGGCUAUCCUGUUCCUGAUUGGACAAAGGAUGGAGAAGCCAGAAAUUAUUGAUGAGCUGCUGGAUAUAGAGAAGAACCCUAGAAAACCACAAUACAGCAUGGCAGUGGAAUUUCCUCUGGUUCUUUAUGAUUGUGAAUUUGAAAACAUCCAGUGGAUCUAUGAUCGCAAAGUUCAGGAGUUUAAUGUUACUCACUUUCAGCAGCUUUGGGCUAAUCAUGCUGUUAAAACCCAUAUGCUGUACAGCAUGUUAAAGGGACUAGAUUUUGCCAAGAUACCAACAGAGCCAGAUUCAAGGAACAACACAACAGUUCUCUGGAGAGAAAUAACACCCCCCAUCCACAAUCAAAUCAGUGCUUUAAUUGAAGGUGUGAAAGCUCGCAACUACAAACCAUUAAUGGACCGCCCCAAAUGUGAAGGUUUGGAGUCUCGCAUCAGUCAUUUUGUGCGCAGAGGACGUAUUGAGCAUCCACACAUUAAAAAAGAGAAACACUCUGAAAUGGAAAUAGAUGAGAAGAUGGAACUGAAGAGCAACCAUGGGGAUACUCCAGAAGCAGAGAAUAAAGUUCCAGAACAAGCUGCAAAGAGGCUCUGCAUGAGUACUGAUUGAAGUUUCCAGAUUGUAUCGAGCUAUCUCCAAGCAGACACAAUGCUUGUUUUGACAAGUUUUUUUUAAUAUUAAACUUUUUUCAUUUAAGUAGUAAA